Messenger RNA from Octopus bimaculoides (California two-spot octopus), 1572 nucleotides. RefSeq lists its product as uncharacterized. The record is from RefSeq and is a predicted model, not a curated record. Gene Ontology annotation, molecular function: nucleic acid binding. Lineage: Eukaryota; Metazoa; Mollusca; Cephalopoda; Octopoda; Octopodidae.
AUGGAAGGACUAAGUGUAAAGGUCUACCACAUUGUAAAUAUAACAAACACAAAGCUGGAACAAAUCAAAGAGGAGACCAGCAAAGAUGAAGAACUCCAGCUUCUUACUCAGAUGGUGAUUCAGGGGUGGCCAGAAAAGAGACAUCAGGUGCAGUCCCUCAUUCGUGAAUAUUGGGCCAUCCAUGAUGACAUAUCAGUGGAGAAUGGAAUCCUGAUGGCUGGAUCCCGAAUAAUUAUACCCAAGUCAAUGCAAAAAGAAAUUCUUGACAAGAUCCACCAAGGGCAUCUGGGAAUGAAAAAAUGCAAACUCCGAGCCAAGUCAGUUGUAUAUUGGGAAUUCAAAAAACUAGCUGAUGAGUAUGGGUUCAACAUUAUAACCUCAUCUCCACACUACCCCAAAGGUCAUGGAUUCAUAGAAAGACAGGUACAGACAGUCAAGAGAACACAAGUCAAAUGCCGAGAAACUAAGGAAGACCCACGCCUGGCUCUUUUGUCCCUACAAGCAACACCACUGAGAGCUGACAUGAAAUCCCCAACAGAAAUGCUGAAUGGCAGGAAAUACAAAACCAUCUUGCCAACUAAGAUCCAACCUCCUAUUCACCAGGAAGAGACAAGAGCGAAGCUAGCAGCCACUCAAGAACAAGCACAGAAAUAUUACAACAAACAUACACAAUAUUUACCUGAGAUACUUGGAGAACAACAUGUGCAUACUCAAGAUCCUAUAACUAAAACAUGGAUCCCAGCACAAGUUGUCAGUAGAGCUGAAACUCCAAGAGUAUACAUUAUAGAAACUGAAUCUGCUAAAAUAACCACUGAUCGUGGACGCCAGUUUGAAACUUCCUUAUUUCGUGAAUUGUCGCGAAUCCUAGGCGUUCAUCACAUUCGUACGACCAGCUACCAUCCAGCUUCCAACGGGAUGGUCGAACGCUUUCACAGGCAACUGAAGGCUGCUCUACGCGCCACUCCUGAUCCACAGUCUUGGACAGAAUUCCUACCUAUCGUUCUUCUUGGUUGUCGCACUACUGUUAAAACAGACUUGGGUUUUCCUUCUGUUGAACUCCUUUACGGUACCAUCCUAUCACUCCCUAGUAUAAUGUUGGUGCCAGACAAUUCAUCGCGUCCUGAUCCAACGUCGUAUGUCACCAGAUUUCGCUCGUAUUUCUCAAGUCUUCCACCCAUGCAUCCGCGUGACCAGUCUAUUCCCUCUCAUGUCCCACCGGACAUUGACAAAUGGACUCAUGUUUUUGUUCGGGAUGAUUCUGUCAAGGGACCUCUCGUUUCUCCUUAUAAAGGACCAUUUCGUGUGCAAUCGCGCACACCCAAAAAUUUUAGUCUCGACAUCAAUGGUCGGGUAGAGACCGUGUCGGUCGACAAACUUAAAAGGGCACAUUUUGGGGUGUCCACAUCCUUCGAUGACACCCCAACCACGCCAACUUUUGAUCCUUUACAACCACCUACACAUCCACCUGCACAUGCACCUUUGAUCACACCAUCACUUUCACCUCCACCUUCGUCGCCACUACCUAACACGAACAAACCUUGUGUCACCAGGACAGGCCGCACUGUGCAUUGA